UCAUGCUCCAGCCCUGGUCAUAAAUGAAAAGAAUAAGGCGAAUCUGCAGCACAACACAGGAAAGUCAAUAAACAACUGCCUUUUUCAUGUCGGAAUCACCUUCUGGUCCGCGGGCCAAGCGCCAGCGAAUAGACAAAAAUGGGCGUUUCGCCGCCAUGGAAAGGCUUCGCCAGCUGAAGGGAACCAAGAACAAAUGCCAGGUGGGAGACCAUGUGGACGAUGUAUACGAUGUUGUGGAUGAGCGGGAGUACGCCAAGCGGGCGCAGGAGAAGUACGGCGACGAUUGGAUUGAAGAAGAUGGCACUGGAUACGCAGAAGAUCAUCGGGAUUUCUUUGAGGAUGAAGACGAGUUCUCCGAGGGUGAACAGGAACAGAAAGAUAGAAAAAAGAAGAAGGGUGUGGCACCCAACAACAAAAAGAGGCCUCGGGAAGCAGAAAAACCCGCCAAGGGUAAAGCCUCCAUCAAGAAUCUCUUUAGCAAUGCAGUGCCCAAAAAGGCUGAUAUUAAGAACAGUGUGAAAGAUGAUGAUAUCCUGGCUGAUAUUUUGGGAGAAAUGAAAGAGGAGCCUGCAGAGCCGUCAGGAAAAGUUAUAGCUCCGGCAAAAAUAGCAGUUGCCUCGCGAAAAUCCGACGCAGCCACUGCUAAAGAAUACAUGAAUAGUUUCCUCAACCAUAUCAAAGUUCAAGAGCAGGAACGAAAAAAGGCGGAGGCUGGUAGUGAUCACGAGAUGCUGGAGCGUAUCCUGAAACCCAAGGCAGCAGUUCCAAACACAAAGGUGGCCUUUUUCUCCACUUCCUCGAUUAAAAAGGAACCGGUGCCCGAAUCGACACCAGUCAAGGAAGCAUCAAAAGAUCCCUUCUCCGAUAAUAUGGAUUUAAGUUGCCUAGAUGACGACGAAAACCAGUUCGAUGUAAAGAAGGAACAACCUAAAGAUAAUAUUUCCCAAGCAAAAACCGAAGAAAGAAUGGCAUGCCAAGCUAAAGUCGCCGAAAAAGACACUCCCUCAACGGAGCAAACUGGUUCCCCAAAGGAAACAGAUCCUGAAGACAUGAGCAAGCUUCUAAGCAACUGGGAGUCCAUCUGUCAAAUGGACGAUGACUUUGAGAAAUCUGUGCUCACUGCAGAUCAGGAAUCGCCAAUCUCCUCCGAUAAACAGCUGCGAUUCUGGUACUGGGAGGCCUGGGAGGAUCCAACAAAGCUGCCCGGCGAGGUCUUUCUUUUCGGGCGCACCGCUGAUGGGAAGUCUGUCUGUGUACGUGUGCAGAAUAUCAACCGAGUGCUUUACUUGCUUCCCCGGCAAUUUCUUCUGGACCCUAUUUCAAAGGAGACGACCAAGCAAAAGGUGACCGUGGCAGAUAUCUACAAGGAGUUUGACAGCGAGGUGGCCAGCGAACUUAAACUAAUAUCUUUUAGAUCCCGCAAGGUCAGCAAGAAUUUUGCCCACCACGCCAUCGGUAUUGAAGUGCCCCAAACUUGCGAUUACUUGGAGGUUCACUAUGAUGGCAAGAAACCACCUCCCAAUUUGUCGGCUGGCAAAAAAUACAACUCCAUAGCGCAUAUUUUCGGUUCCACGACCAAUGCAUUGGAGCGCUUCCUCCUCGAACGCAAAAUCAAGGGACCCUGCUGGCUGCAGGUGAGUGGCUUUAAGGUGAGCCCAGCUCCCAUGAGUUGGUGUAAAACGGAGGUCACCUUGUCAGAACCUAAGAAUGUAGAAUUAUUGCAAGAUAAGGGCAAACCAGCGCCACCACCACCUCUAACUCUAAUAGCACUAAAUGUCCGCACCUCGAUGAAUCCCAAAACAUCAAGAAAUGAAAUAUGCAUGAUUUCAAUGCUAAUUCACAAUCGUUUUUAUAUCGAUCGCCCUGCUCCUCAGCCCGCUUUUAAUCGCCAUAUGUGUGGAUUGACCCGUCCCGCGGUAGUUAGUUGGCCUUUGGACUUAAACUUUGAGGUAGCUAAAUAUAAAUCCACUAAAAUAUACAAACACGAUUCAGAAAGAGCCCUUUUAAGUUGGUUUUUGGCUCAGUACCAACAAAUAGAUGCCGAUCUUAUAGUAACCUUUGAUGCAAUGGAUUGUCAGCUGAAUGUUAUUACCGAUCAAAUUGUGGCCUUGAAAAUACCACAAUGGUCACGAAUGGGGCGCCUUAGGAUGACGCAAUCGUUUGGCAAGCGUUUACUGGAUCAUUUUGUGGGCAGAAUAGUCUGCGAUGUUAAGCGUUCCGCGGAGGAGUGUAUAAAAGCCAGAUCCUAUGAUCUUCAAACCUUAUGCAAGCAAGUGCUAAAGUUAAAGGAAUCCGAGAGAAUGGAAGUGAAUGCUGAUGAUCUUUUGGAGAUGUACGAAAAAGGAGAGAGCAUCACCAAGCUUGUAUCGCUCACCAUGCAAGAUAAUUCCUAUUUACUAAGGCUAAUGUGCGAGCUUAACAUCAUGCCGUUAGCCUUGCAAAUCACAAAUAUUUGUGGCAAUACGAUGACAAGGACCCUUCAAGGAGGUCGUUCUGAACGGAAUGAGUUCUUAUUGCUGCAUGCUUUCCAUGAAAAGAAUUAUAUAGUGCCGGAUAAGAAGCCGCAUUUAAGACGUGGUGGAGCUUUAGAUCCAGAGGCUACACUUUUUGGUGCAGACGCUACUGUGGUAUCAAAAAAAAAAGCGGCCUAUGCUGGUGGCUUGGUUUUGGAACCAAUGCGUGGUCUCUACGAAAAGUUUGUUUUGCUUAUGGAUUUCAACUCGCUGUAUCCAAGUAUCAUCCAGGAGUACAACAUAUGCUUCACCACUGUCCAACAGCCUGUGGAUACGGAUGAGUUGCCGACUCUUCCAAAUUCUAAAACUGAAGCUGGUAUUUUACCCCUCCAAUUAAAACGUUUGGUGGAGUCGCGAAAGGAAGUGAAAAAGCUAAUGGCAACGCCUGAUCUUUCACCGGAACUUCAGAUGCAGUACCAUAUUCGACAGAUGGCUCUGAAGCUCACCGCCAACUCCAUGUAUGGUUGCUUGGGCUUUGCGCAUUCCCGGUUCUUUGCCCAGCAUUUGGCUGCUUUGGUUACUCAUAAAGGCAGAGAGAUCCUCACAAACACCCAACAGCUAGUGCAAAAGUUAAACUACGACGUGGUGUAUGGCGACACAGAUUCCCUGAUGAUUAAUACUAAUAUAACAGACUACGAUCAGGUCUACAAAAUUGGUCACAGCAUCAAGCAAAGUGUGAAUAAAAUGUACAAACAGCUUGAGCUGGAUAUUGAUGGAGUGUUUGCCUGUUUGCUAUUGCUUAAGAAAAAAAAAUACGCUGCUGUUAAGUUAAGCAAAGAUUCCAAAGGUAACUUGAAGCGCGAACAGGAACACAAGGGACUGGAUAUAGUUCGUCGAGAUUGGUCUCAGCUAGCUGUGAUGGUGGGAAAAGCUGUUCUUGAUGAAGUGCUGUCCGAAAAACAGCUCGAGGAAAAACUAGAUGCAGUGCAUGCCCAAUUGGAAAAGAUAAAAAAUCAAAUAAGGGAGGGUGCAGUACCUCUCCCUCUUUUUGUCAUUACCAAGCAGCUCACUCGGGCUCCUCAAGAAUAUUCCAACAGUGCCUCAUUACCGCAUGUCCAGGUGGCUCUUCGCAUGAAUCGAGAGCGCAACAGGCGGUUCAAGAAGGGCGACAUGGUGGACUAUGUAAUAUGUUUGGAUGACUCCACAAAUGCUGCCAUGCAGCGAGCCUACCAUUUGGAUGAGCUUAAGAGCAGUGCUGAUAAGAAGCUCCAACUGGACAUGAAUUACUAUCUCGGACAUCAGGUGCAUCCGGUAGUCACGCGCAUGGUGGAGGUGCUUGAAGGAACCGAUGCGAGUCGCAUCGCCGAAUGUCUUGGCAUGGAUCCCACUAAGUUCCGACAAAAUGUACAGCGAGCUCAGCGUGAGAACACCGAACAAUCGGAAGGCGAGUCUCUCCUCAAAACGACCCUCCAGUUGUACCGCCUUUGCGAACCUUUUCGCUUCCAAUGCGUGGCCUGCAAAACGGAGCAGUUAAUGGCCAGUGCGUACCGCCCAGGACCCAGCAGCUCGCACAUCUCUGUGCUCCAGCAAUGCGCGAAUUCCGAGUGCCAAACUGCACCUAUCCAGUAUUUGGCUAGUGUGCGCAAUCAGCUGCAGCUUUCCAUUCGGAGCUAUGUGCAGCGGUUCUACAAAAAUUGGAUGGUCUGCGAUCACCCCGAUUGCAACUACAACACGCGUACCCAUACAAUGAGGAAGGAGAUGCGCCGACCGCUCUGCCAAAAGUGCCGGAGUGGCAGCCUUCUGCGGCAGUAUACAGAGCGGGACUUGUACAAUCAGCUCUGCUACUUGCGCUUCAUCUUCGAUCUCGGCAAACAGCAGCUGCAUCAUAAACCCACCCUUACGCCGGAGCUUGAGCAGGCUUACCAGCUCCUCUACGAAACGGUAGAUCAACAUCUACAGAGCUCCUCCUACGUGAUUAUUUCGCUAAGGAAACUCUUUGGCCGGACCCUCGGCCUGAUGUCCCUCCUACCGCCCAGACCCAGGCCCCACAACGAAUUAAUCGCCAGUACUUUGGCAGAUGUCGUCUAAGUAUUUAAUUAACUAGCCAUUGUUAUACGUUUCAUAAAAUAUACUACAAAACAUGUAUAAGAA
Drosophila rhopaloa is the source of this 4604-nucleotide messenger RNA. It is a transcript of the gene DNApol-alpha180, whose product is annotated as DNA polymerase alpha catalytic subunit. The coding region runs from base 87 to 4541 and encodes 1484 amino acids. The record is from RefSeq and is a predicted model, not a curated record. Gene Ontology annotation, cellular component: alpha DNA polymerase:primase complex. Gene Ontology annotation, biological process: lagging strand elongation; DNA replication; leading strand elongation. NCBI's taxonomy places the organism in Eukaryota, Metazoa, Arthropoda, Insecta, Diptera, Drosophilidae. Gene Ontology annotation, molecular function: DNA-directed DNA polymerase activity; chromatin binding; pyrimidine nucleotide binding. The transcript is spliced from 6 exons.